Sorghum bicolor (sorghum) is the source of this 1373-nucleotide messenger RNA. Its product is annotated as SNF1-related protein kinase regulatory subunit beta-1. The transcript has 4 exons. The coding region runs from base 89 to 1051 and encodes 320 amino acids. Gene Ontology annotation, molecular function: protein binding. NCBI's taxonomy places the organism in Eukaryota, Viridiplantae, Streptophyta, Magnoliopsida, Poales, Poaceae. The record is from RefSeq and is a predicted model, not a curated record.
AUGGGCUGAGAAGGGGUAAAAAAAGGUGAGCCCACGAACUUUGGCGUGCACGCGGUUGGCACUCGCCCUCCCCGGUCGGAAUCGCGUGAUGCAUGCGUCGGGCCGGAGCCGUGGGUCCCGCAGGUGCACGCGCGGCACGGGAGAAGCACGCAUCCCGCGGCAGGCAGGCAGGCAGGCAGGCGUGUCUCCGCGGGGAUCCCCAGCCAGGCCAGAGAUGGGCAACGCGAGCGGCCGGGCGGAAGACCUCGCGGACGCCGACAUGGACGACGGCAACCACGUGCGCCGCGCCUCCUCCUCCUCCGCGGGCUACGUCCGGGGCGGCGGGUCGUCGUCGUCCCCGCCGGCGAGCCCGCCGAGGCCGCAUUCGCCGCGGAUGUUCGUGCCCCAGAGUCCUGUAACUCCGUUGCAAAGAGCUGCAGAAGUACCUCCUCCAGUGUUCAACCAGAUAUUGAUGAAUCAACAACAGGAGGAUUCUGAUGGCCCACCUCAAAAGAAAAUUCCCACGUUGCUUACGUGGACUCUUGGAGGGAGAAAUAUCUAUGUAGAAGGAUCAUGGGACAAAUGGACGUCAAAGAAACCUGUUGAGAAAUCCGGAAAAGAUCACACCAUUCUACUGAUGCUUUCAUCUGGAGUUCACCGCUAUAGAUUCAUUGUGGAUGGAGAAAGAAGAUUUAUACCUGAUCUUCCCUGCGAAACCGACAAUAUGGGCCAGAUUGUGAACCUAGUAGAUGUCCAUGACUUCAUUCCUGAAAGCGUGGAAAGUGUAUCUGAGCUGAUGGCGCCUCCCUCCCCGGACUCCAGCUACGGUUUCCAUGUUCCCGGCGAAAAGGAGUUCGCCAAGGAGCCACCUCAGCUGCCGGCCCAGCUCUACCUCGGCGUGCUGAAUUCACGGAGCUCGGAGGAAGGCUGCGCGAGGCCGAGGCACGUCGUCCUCGACCAUCUCUACAUAGAGAAGGGCUGGGGCGCACAGCCGCUGGUGGCCCUCGGCUACACCCACAGGUUCCGCUCCAAGUAUGUGACCUGCGUCCUGUACAAGGCCAUCGAGCGGUAGCCUGAGCGCUGCUGUCUGUGCUGCCGACAAAGCUAGCUCAUCCAAAAAGAAAGGUUGCAGUGGUGAACUUGGCAGUUCAUUCAGGUUUAGAAGUCUCUCCUGCAUAAUUAUUCGUUCAUCUGAUAAACUAAAGAGGUGGGUGCAAAUCCAUGUGAAUCUUUUUUUUUUGGCUGUUAGAGCUUAGCAAUUCUGAUUCUUCAAACUUUCUUUGGGAUAAUGAUAAUUUUGACGGCUUAGUGCCGGGACAGUAAGGAUGUCAGUCUCAGGCCUGCUUAUUGACAUGUGCAAAUGGUGGGGAUUUUACUGCUGUGGUCUGCUGCAA